Messenger RNA from Pedinophyceae sp. YPF-701, 939 nucleotides. Lineage: Eukaryota; Viridiplantae; Chlorophyta; Pedinophyceae. The record is from the annotation of a GenBank genome assembly.
AUGACCGAUCUCCUCCCCGAGGUCGCCGGAACGCUCCUCACGAGCACGUACCGGACCACGAAGAUCGCAGGCAAGCCUGCCGACCCGACGCCGCAGGAGACCGGGUCAUGCUUCGACACCAGCGAGCCCAACGACGCCCGCGCGGGCGCCCACAAGUCCCUCCCGCGCAACCUCGUGCUCCCACGGUGGUCCAAGGACACGCUCUCGUAUGAGCUCCCCACGGAGCGGCCGAACCCCUCAGACUACCUGCGCCGUGGCGGCGGUAUCGCGCCCGGGACCGGCCGCCUCGUGGCCACGUCUCCGGACGGCCGCCCGCGGCCGUCGCCGCCCAGGGCGGGCGCGUUUUCGCGCCGUUCGAACCCCCCGAACACCGCCUUCCGCACCUUCUACGAGCGCGGCGACCUCCCCGUGUCGGUCGACCACAGCGGCGUCAAGAACGCCAUCAAGUGGAAGGUCGACCCGAAGCGGCUCGACUACCACCACUACCUGCCGAUUUUCUUCGACGGCGUGCGCGAGAAGGAGGACCCGUACCGGUUCCUGUCGGUCCGCGGCGUCGAGGACCUCCUGCGCGAGGGCGGCGCCAAGAUCCUGCCCGUGGUGCCGCAGCUGAUCAUUCCGAUCAAAACGGCGCUGAACACGCGGGACCCCGAGGUGAUGUGCAUCACGCUGCGGCUCCUGCAGAAGCUCGUGAUCUCCGCGGACCUCGUCGGCGAGGCGCUCGUGCCGUACUACCGCCAGAUCCUCCCCAUCUUCAACCUGUACAAGAAUAUGAACAAGAACCUCGGGGACCAGAUCGACUACGGUCAGAAGAACUACGACUGUCUGGGCGAGCUCAUUUCGGACACGCUCGCGCUGUUCGAGCAGCGGGGCGGCGAGGACGCCUUCAUUAACAUCAAAUACAUGGUGCCGACGUACGAGUCCGCGGUGACCUACUCGUGA